GUUUCGUAAUUUUAAUCAUAAUAUUCACAUGAAUCAUAGAUAAAUGAAUUCAAUACAAUUUACUGAGCAGCAACAAGUAGAAAAUGUAAAUUCAAUAGCUCCUUUAAAAAGAACUCGGGCUAAAAGAAGCUGUGAUUUUUGUCGAAAAAGAAAGUCUCGAUGUGAUGCUGAUAAUUCAAUACCUUGUUCAAACUGUAGAGCUGUAACAUUUACUAUAUUAAAUAAAUAGACAAUAUACACAGCCAUUCACCUUUUAUUUAUUUAUUUAUUAGUGGGGUUAUGAAUGCAAAUUUCAGAUCGUUAGAAAGAAACGUGGACCACCUAGUGUCUAUGUUGAUAACUUGGAAAAGAAAUGUAAAAAGAUGGAAUCACUCUUAGUUGCCCUGACGAAAUGUUCAAUAAAAGAUCUCGAAAAAAAUGAUUUUCAAUAUGCUGAUUAUAUUCACUCCAUGUCUAAUAAUCUUUCUGAUUCUUCCUCAGAAAAUAAUGAUGACGAAAAUGACUUUGAUCAAAUACUAAUGAAAAAAGAUUAUGACUCGAUGAAAUAUUCAGGUCAGUCAUCAGUAGAUUUAAGUUUAUUUAAUAAUGAUCUAUUCAAAAUUCAAUCAACCAUACCAUGGCCUGGAAGAGAAGAUAUCACUUUAAAACUCAUGUCACAAGACGAAUUAUUGAUUGUUCGUACCGAAAAGUCACCUACAACAGGUAAAUCUGAUAUGUUAUUAGACAUUGGAUUAUCUAUGGGCACUUUUCUUUUUAAUAAAUCAAAUAGCCUAAUUGCGAGUCCAAAAAGGCCAUCUCAAUAUCAAAAUGAUAAAAUAAUUGACAUAUAUUUUAGCCAUAUACAUCCUCUUUUUCCUAUUGUCCAUAAAGAGAAGUUUUUAAAACAAUACCGUGAUACAGUAACAAAUGGGAAAACACCUUCUAUUUUAAUACAGUCUGUACUUGCUUUAACUUUUCGAUUUGUUGCUCAACGACUACCAGAUACAAUCAAGGAUGCUGAUAAAUUUGCUGAUUUUUAUUUUAGAAAAGUAAUGAAGCGCUUACGUAAUAUUGGUCGUUCAAGACUAUGUUAUGUUCAAGCAGCUCUCUUAGUGGCUCUCUAUUUAGAUACAGAUGAUGGGGAUGUUGAGUCAAUCCAAUGGCUUACAGUAGGUAUAGCUAUUCGAAUGGCUCAAGAUUUGGGCUUACAUCGUUCUUGUUCAAAAUGGAAAUUACCUCGUAAUGAAAUUGAGACACGACAUCGUGUAUUUUAUGCUUGUUAUGUCAUCGAUCGCUGGUUUGGUGCAAAAAAUGGGAAACCUUUAACGAUAUUAGAUAGAGACUUCGAUACAGAUAUGCCUUCUCCUUAUGAAAUGACUAUAGAUGAUACAGCACAAAAGGGUCCUCCUAUACAUCAAAGUUUUAUUUUGUUAAUUAAAUUAUCAGAAAUAUUGGGAAGAAUUUUAAAAUCAUUUUACUCUCCUAAUGCUAAGACAGCUAAUUCAAAUAUUGGGCAUGAUGAUUCAACUAUACUAGCUGCAUUUGAACGUCGCUUGGAGAAUUGGAAAAUUUCAUUGGAUGAACCCCUUAACGGUGUUUAUUUAUCUGAAUUAGAUAAAGUAAAUUUAAACCUAUUUUAUAAUACGGUCGUUUUACUUUUAUAUCGACCAUUUAGUCAAUUAUGUGUCAUAAAAUAUCCAAAUCUAAAGCCGAAUGUUGCAGCUUCGAAUGAAUUUUGUACAAAUGCAGCAAAUCAGAUAUUAAAUAUAAUUCAUCAACGUCAAUUCUAUAAAUCGGAUCCUGCUUAUUAUCAAAUUUUUUUUAUACCUUCGCUUUACAUCUAUGCUUUGUUUCAGUCUUCUCUAGUAUGUUUAUAUAAUGUUUUACAGAAUCAGUCUAUACAAACGGUACAAAUUCUUUAUCAGUCCAUUGACUUACUCAAAAUAGACGCUGAUAUGCAACCAGCUUCUCGUGCUGUAGAAAUCCUUCAUAUGUUGAUUUCUAUCAAUGGUUUAAAUAUAGCAAUGGAAAAUAAUAGUAAUGCAAGCCCAAUCAAAGAGGAAACAACAAACACAAUUUUGUCUCCUACUUCUACUACUACUACUAAUAUUACACCAAGUACAAGUACCAGCACAGCUAGCCCUGCUUCUAGUACAUUUACUACCACUAAUCCCACUACGUACAAUAAUAGUUAUAUCGAUCAAACGCUCACAGAACAUCCCAAAUCAAAGUAUAUUCAGCGUCGAAUGACGAAUACAGGUGUUAUUGGUGGUAUUACACCUAAUAUUCAAUCUGAUCUAGGUAUCUUUAUGACUUAUCCUUAUGAACAUAAACAACCUAUUGACACGUAUAGUAUACCAAACUGCCCAAUUUAUAACAACAAUAAUGGUAUAAGUAGUAAUAAUUUACGACAAACCUAUUCUCAUCAACGCUCAAUCUCUCUUGAUCAACUAAACCAUCAUCAUCAUCAUUCACGCCCUACUUCACAAGAUUGUAGACAUAUUUCAAAUAUAUCUUCUCGAAAUACAUUGCAACCACUUGUAACUAAUAGGAACAUGAAUGUCAACUGUAUUCCAACAAAUGAAUGCUAUACACCUCAAUUAAGUAAUAAUAACAUUAAUUCAUUACAGCAAACAUCAAAAGCCAUGAUGAAUUCGUCAUUUACUUCAUUACCAUUGGCACCUCAAUCAUAUACAGCAGUAAGUUACGAUUCAAAUGUAAAUGCAUCUAAUACAACAUUACCACCGUCUAGCUUAAAUUGGACUGAUUGGGACAUUUACAUUGGUCAUCAAAAUAACCUUCCUACUAAUAAUGUUAAUUAAUAAUUAUCUUAAUGCUAUUCAUCUUGUAUUUAUAACUUUUUUAUUUGUAUAUAUCUCAAAAUAAAUAAACUAUUUUUCUUGUUUGUAUUAUGCAAAUAUCCC
Messenger RNA from Cokeromyces recurvatus, 2903 nucleotides. RefSeq names its product fungal-specific transcription factor domain-containing protein. Gene Ontology annotation, molecular function: zinc ion binding; DNA binding. The record is from RefSeq and is a predicted model, not a curated record. The transcript has 3 exons. Gene Ontology annotation, biological process: DNA-templated transcription. Bases 363 to 2801 code for a protein of 812 amino acids. NCBI's taxonomy places the organism in Eukaryota, Fungi, Mucoromycota, Mucoromycetes, Mucorales, Mucoraceae.